AUGCAGACGCCGACGAGAAGGACCAUCCAAAUCUUUUGUCUUCCGAUCGCCCUCCUCACCAAUUGCUCGCUCAUCUUUCUGAUUUGUACGAGAUCGCCGAGCAAACUCGGAACGUACAAGUACUUGAUGAUCUUCUUCGCCGCCGUCUCCGUCUCCUACUCGUGCUUCGAGGCCUUGUUGGGUCCGUUGUUGAUCGUCCACGGCGACUGUUUUCAAGUAGUGUCCGUCAUUCAGUUCGCCAACCCCAACAUCGAUCGAUAUCUCCUUUGUGAGUCGGAUUUCUGUUUCAGAAUAGGCAAAAAUAGAGGUGUUCUUUGCCCAAUUCUUAUUCGAAUCUUGAAUAGGUUUCUCAAAGCGUCAGGAAGUCACGUCAGAGACAGUAUCAGCCAGACCUGGACUUUUGGACCACCAAACUUUAAGAUUGAAGUAUUUUGGGUCCAAGCUUCAGAUGGAUCGGAUUAUCUGGUCCCGAGAUAUAUCGGCCUAAAGUCGGGGGUCUUGCGAACGACCGCUAUAUCUCCGGACUAAAUGAUCCGAUCGGGCUGAAACUUUGGCCUAACAGUAUUUCAAUUCAAGUCCAAGAAGCCUACAAAGUUUUACUACCAUUGCAUAUAGCAAGUGAUCCAAAAGUCCAGGCCCAAUAUCAAAUCUGUUGCAGACUACGGCUGCGGCUUCUGCGGCGUCAUAACUUCGAUGUUCGUCGUGCACUUCAUCUUCCGUUUAUUCGCGCUCGAAAGACGUGGCCACCUGAGGUACUUUGACGGUUUCUACUUCCCCUGCUGGCUGCUCAUUCCGAUUCUCACCGGUUUCGUCUGGACUCAGGCCCUUUUCUGGUUCAUGUCCGAAGAUGCGGAGAGUUCAGAGUACAUCAGGUGAGGAAAUGGGAAGCGGAUGAUGAGAAUCCGAGUGAGUUUGCAGAGAACUAAUGGAAACCGAGUACAAUACGAGCAUCUCGGAUGUUGUGCACGUCGGCGUUUUGUACUAUAAACGGGCGGAAAACGGAGGAGAGCUCGUGAAUUGGAAGGGAAUCCAGGGAGUGACAGUGCUCGGCAGCAUCAUGGUAAAAGAGUCUGAGAUUUGUGAAGUUCCGCGUGGAUUCAGACCAUCUGCUUCGUGCUCAUCACUUUCUUCGGCACCCUGACAUACAAAAGAAUCAAGUUGCUGGUCCUUCAAGGCCGAUCCGAAUUCACGAAACGACUUCAGAAGCAGCUUUACCAAGCAUUGGUUAUUCAGGUAAUUUCCCCAUUUUUUGCCCGGAACCUGAAACCGACUCCCCUAUUUUCAGACGGUGAUCCCGAUCUUCUUCAUGAUCGUGCCGCUCUCCUUCUUCUUCUUCAGCCCUCUCUUUCACUUUGGCGCCCAGUGGAUCGGUGACGUCACGACGAUGACCGUCGCAUUCUACCCGAUCAUCGACCCGCUUCCCGUCGUUUUCAUCGUCGACAACUAUCGAAAUGCGGUUUUCGGUGAGUUUGCGAAGGAAAAGUUGAUUGAAAAGGAGACGAAUUGCAGAACUAAUUGGCGUGUCCAAGAAACCGCAUGAAAUUAAUACGGGCAGUGGAUGA
This is a messenger RNA of Caenorhabditis sp. 36 PRJEB53466, 1562 nucleotides long. The record is from the annotation of a GenBank genome assembly. NCBI's taxonomy places the organism in Eukaryota, Metazoa, Nematoda, Chromadorea, Rhabditida, Rhabditidae.